This is a messenger RNA of Stomoxys calcitrans (stable fly), 4154 nucleotides long. RefSeq names its product inhibitor of Bruton tyrosine kinase. The transcript is spliced from 9 exons. The record is from RefSeq and is a predicted model, not a curated record. Bases 93 to 3788 code for a protein of 1231 amino acids. NCBI's taxonomy places the organism in Eukaryota, Metazoa, Arthropoda, Insecta, Diptera, Muscidae. Gene Ontology annotation, molecular function: protein binding.
AUAUUUGUUCAAACACUUUACCAUAUUCACCUGCACCGUAAGCAAGUUCUUAAAAUUAAGCAAAUAUCCUUGAAUAUACUCCUACCUGGGCUAUGUUUAAUCCAAAAAACUAUGAGUAUGACUGCACUAGCAAGUGCCGUUUGCGCAGCCAUGGUAAUGCCAUCACCUCUGCAUUGACCAAACGUUCGAUGAAUGAUGAGAAGCUAUCUGCCUAUUUGGCCAAGACAUGCUGCAAUUUCGCCGAUAUUGUGGACGAUUUGGGUCGAUCUGCUGUUCACAUGUCCGCAUCGGUGGAUCGUUAUGAUAUACUGGAAUGGUUAUUGAAUCAAGGCGCUAUCAUAAGUGGCCGAGAUUUUGAAUCGGGCAGUACACCUUUGCAUCGUGCAAUAUUUUAUGGCUGCAUUGAUUGUGCUGUAUUAUUGUUGCGCUAUGGUGCCAGUCUGGAUAUACUAGAUGAGGAUACACGUUCGCCGUUACAGCAAGUUUGCCGGUUGGGCGAUUUUCCCAAAAGACAUUCGGUACCUCCUAAUAAUGAGUUGCUGGUAUGGGGCUCCAAUAAAAACUACAACUUGGGUGUCAACAAUGACCAAGGCACAGACCAUGUACCCCAAAUGUUGGAUUUUUUUCGCAAAGAGCAAAUAUCUAUACAAACAGUGGCUUUGGGAGCCUAUCAUAGCUUAUUUUUGGAUAAGAAAUCUCAUCUUUAUACGGUGGGUCAUGGCAAGGGUGGACGUUUGGGCAUUGGCAAUGAGAACACUUUAAGCACUCCCAAAAGAGUUAAAAUUACUUUAAAAAAUGCCGGUGAAGAGAUUACAUGCAUCAGUGUUUCGCGUAAACAUUCAUUGGUGCUGACAAAUCGUUCAUUGGUUUUUUCCUGCGGCCUCAAUGAAGAUCAUCAACUGGGGGUACGUGAUGCCGGAGGCAAACUAUUAAAUUUCAAAGAAGUGGUCUCCUUAAGGGACCAAGGAGCUGAGGGCUUGCAAAAAGUCAUAGCCAGAGAUAUGCACUCAUUGGCCUAUUCGGAGAAAUGUAUUUUUGUGUGGGGCACUAAUUCGGGUCAAAUGGGCUUUGAUGCCAACACCAAAAAUGUUACUGUGCCAAAAAUGAUGAAAUUGCCACCCAAAUCAAACAUACAAUUUGUGGAAGCCAACAAUGCGGCCACAGUGGUAGUGACAAAGGAUAAUAACAUCAUAUUAUUUCAUAACUAUAAAAUGAAAGUCAUUAAAGCACCCAACUAUGAAUCCCUGAAAAGCAUAGCAGUGGUUGAAGGUGAAAACUCAAAAUCAGACAAAGGAAGUGCUAGUGCUCUUAAGCUAUUGGUGUUAACACAAACCAAUGUGGUUUUCCUGUGGUAUCAAUUAACACAAAACUUUUACAGAUGUUCCUUUUCUCCUAUUCGUCUGAAGCAAAUCGAUAAAAUUUUCUAUAGAGGCAAUCAAAUGCUUAUACUCUCACAAGGCGAUGUCUAUAGAGGGAAAUGUCAACAGGUGCCAUUGCCACAAUACUACAACAACAGUGAGACCUCCAGCCAAUCCAAGGAUUUGGGAAAUAUAUGGUCCCGCAGUGACUAUCGUUCUUCGGAAAUGGCCAAAGAUUUUAUGAUACGCAUUGAUCUGCAACAUAUCCUACAAAUCGAUCGUGCUGUUGACAUCUUUUGUGAUGAUGAUUUUGCUUCAUUUGCCUGCCUACAAGAAUCUUCCAUGAAAUAUUUCAAAUUACCCGCCUUAAAUCCUGAAGAAUAUACUUUCAAGAAAUUAUAUCAUGAUGUGUCGGAAUAUGAUGCCAUACAUGAUAUAGUUUUUCAUGUGGAUAGUGAAAAGUUUCCAGCGCAUAAGUUUCUAAUACAUGCCAGAGCAUCUGGUUUAAAGGAGUUGAUUUCAUCAUAUCAAGAUAAGGAUAUCUAUUUAAAUAUGCAACUAUUGACGGGGAAAAUGUUUGAGAUAAUGUUGAAAUUUAUUUAUUCCAAUUACCUGCCUAACGAACAAGAUUUGGAAGAUAUACAAAGAAGUUUACACACAGAUGCCCCCUCCGAUUUGGAUGAAGUUUGUCAAAUCUUUUUAAAUUUUGUGGAACAAUUUCAUAUCAAUAACUUGGCUAAUUAUUUGAAAUACUAUUUACAACAACGUCCGUUUUACUUACCCCAUAUUGUGGACAAGUCCAAGUAUCGCUUUAAUCGCCUGAAACUAACCGAUUUUCCCAACCUCUAUGACAUUCGCAUUAUAUGUGAGAAUAACAUUGAACUACCUGCCCAUAAAUGUGUUCUAGUUGCCCGCCUAGAAUAUUUUGAAAUGAUGUUCACCCACACCUGGGCCGAACAGACAACCAUCAAUUUAACCACUGUACCCUAUGAGUAUAUGUUGGCCAUUGUGGAGUUUCUGUAUAGUUUGGACGUGGAGCAUUUUCGCAAACAACAGCAUCGGGAAACAUUUCUCUACAACAUGAUUGUGUUCUGUGAUCAAUUUUUCAUUGAGAGGCUACGUAAGGUAUGUGAGAAUUUACUCUUGGACAAAAUAUCGGUGAGGAAAUGUGGUGAUAUGUUGGAAUUUGCCACUAUGUACAACUGUGAGAUUAUGAAAAAGGGUUGUUUGGAUUUCAUAUGCCAGAAUCUGGCUCGAGUGUUGCUACAAAAGAGCCUGUAUAAUUGUGAACCAGAGGCUAUUAAAUGCAUCAAUAACCACUACCGCGGCGUGUUUAAAGAUGUUUUUGACUAUCGUAUGAUUACGCCGAAUUCCGAGGCUGUAGAUGAUGAAUGUCUAUUGAGUUUUGUGGAUGACUUCCAAGUUGACCUGUUCUAUCGCAUGGUCGAAGAAGAGCAAUUGAAGUAUAAAUCCUUGAAUAAAUCCAAAUCUAAGGUAGAUGGUAAAACCAAACACAGCAGUACUAGACAAUAUGAGCGCGAGGCCAUAACCUCAAUGAUGGAAACUAUGAAUAUAACGGAAAAUAAGGAAAAGGAAAAGAAUGUGGAGAAGUCGCAAGCCGUUAAAGACGCUGAAGCGGCAGCACAAAAACUGCAAUCGGAAGCUAAAUCCUGGAUGAAGGUGGUGGAUAAAAAGGAUCAGAAGAAAAAGCUAGCUCCAGCGGAGACUGCCGUAAAAACCAAUGAAAUACUCAAAAAAGAAACCUCAACUACCAGCAAUGCAUUUAUCACGCUAAAUAAAACGGGGGAUACAAUGCCAACUAGCCCUAUUAAGGCCAGCACUCCCGAGAAAGAUUUUGACAAUACCCCCUCUACGCCAGGUUCAGCCGCUAAGGCGGUCUACAAUUUUAAUCUAGCCGAUUUGGCCACUUCGCCCAGAGAGAAGCUAUCACAAAAGCAGCGUAAACGUUUGUCGUCAGAAAGUUCAAAUAUGACUUCCUGGAGGGCUCCCGCUACCAACAAUGAAACUAAGCCUAUAGCUGUUCCCCAAAAUGCCUGGGGUGUAGUACCGGCAGCUGGGCUACAAUCGCCUACCAAUCUUGCCUUGGAUUUUGAUGCACCCACUGGCAGCUCUCAAGAUCCCACCUCAUUUGCCAAUAUGAUGAGAAGUAAUAACACCAAGGCAGCCUCAGCUACCUCUCCCUCAACCUCAAACAAUAGUUUCACACAAAUUUUGGCCGAAGAAAAACGUCAAAAAGAGUAUUAUGAGCGGGUGCGCAAUAAAUCGUUGGCCUUAACACAAAUUGAAGAACAGGCCAUAGCUGAAUUGAAGGAGUUUUACAAUGUCGACAAUGUGGUUGACGAGAUCAUAACAAUACAACGAAAGCCAGUGGCGAAUACCAUAAAUUUUGCCAUAUGGCAAAGGAAUUGAGAGGAAGCCAUCAAGGAGAAAGAAGGUAAAAUUAUUUUUUAAGUAACCACCUAAAUAUUUUGCAUUAUUAAAUAGGGCUCUCUUAGCUUUGGGUGAUACUUAAAUUUAGCAGAGGAAGAGAAGAAAUUAUUUUUUUUAAGUUUUUCGAAUGACAUUUCUUGAGUGUCCUUGCUAAAUGUUGUUCACUUAUUUUAUAUUCCUCUUAAAUUGAAAGAAACAAGCAAAAGUUCCAAUAUGAGGGAUAUACUCAAUUUCGUUCAAUCUAUGGUUUUGACUUGUAGAUUUAUAAUUUGAACAAGCUCAUAAGACAGCUUUUGUUUAAUUUUUUAAUGUGCAAAAACUUUUUUAAAGUUUUUGAGCUGUACG